UCCUCACUCUCAGCCUCGGUAACAUGGAGAUGGUCGUUCUUGAAAAUGAACCUGAAGUCUUGAUGGAAAACAUCUCCAAUAAAGACAACAGAGACACAUCUGCAGCACCAGGUCUGAAGCUGUACAGGUGUGUUGCUGUGUCAUUUGGUCUCCUCUGCAUCCUUCAAAUUGCUCUUAACAUUUCCUUGAGACCUCCUCUCAAUCACACAAAUUGUAUUUCAAACAGUGAAGACAUGACCACAAACCUGACUGAAGAGAGAGAUGAGCUGAAGAGGAAGCUGGAUGACCUCAAAUCCCACCAGAAUGUCCUGAAAAGUGAGAGAGAUGAGCUGAAGAGGACCUUAAAUGACUUUGCUCACAGGUCCAAUAAUGGAUGGCUGUAUUUCAGCCAUAGUUUCUACUAUAUUUCUCCAAUCAAGAAAACCUGGCAUGAUAGUAGGAAUGACUGUUUACAAAGAGAAGCAGAUCUGGUGAUUAUCAACAGCAAAGAAGAGCAGGAAUUCAUUCAAAGAUGGGUGAAAAACCUGAUGUGGAUCGGGCUGUCCAAGAGAGACGGGAUUUGGAAAUGGGUAGAUGGGACUCGCCUGACUCAAAGCUUGUGGUGCGCUGGGGAACCUAAUAAUCACAAAGACAGUGGAGAAGAAUGUGGAGAAAUACGUGGCUGCGGCCAUGACCACGGCUGGAAUGAUGAAAAAUGUAGCAAUUCCAAUUUCUGGAUCUGUGAGAAGAAAAUGGCUCUAUAACCUACUGGCUGUGGUUUAAUAUUGGAAAGUUUCAUUGCAUUAUCACAAAACUCAGCCGCACGCGUGCUGACGAGGAUCGGGGUGCAGGCCCACAUUACACCAGUUUUACAGCCGCUGCAUUGGCUCCCUGUCCGCUUCAGGAUCGAUUUUAAAGUUCUCUUAUUAGUUUUUAAAUGUCUUAACGGCCUUGCACCUUCUUAUUUAACUGAUUUGUUUUUACCCUAUCAACCCUUGCGGGCCCUGAGGUCCUCUGGCAGUGGCUGAUUGUGUGUUCCAAAAGCUAGAACCAAGACCCAUGGAGAGGCGGCUUUUAGCCAUUACGGCCCCCGCCUGUAGAACAGGCCAGGGAACCUCAGGACUGCAGAGACCUUUGAUAUUUUUAAAGGGAGGUUGAAAACACACCUUUUUAAUCAGGCUUUUAACUGACCUUUUAUAGUCCUCUUAUUUCCAUCAUUAUUUAUGUAAUUGUAUUCUAUUUUAUUAUGUACUUUUAACUUUUUUUACUUUUUUAUUUUGUAAUCUUAUCUUAUUAUUCUAUAUCAAUUUCGUAUAAUAUUUUCUUUUUAGCUGUUUAAUUCCAGUGUUUCCUAAAGGGGGUCCUUCACACCAGGAGUUGGUUCUGGUCCUCUGCUGGGGUUACUG
Messenger RNA from Salarias fasciatus (jewelled blenny), 1385 nucleotides. Its product is annotated as CD209 antigen-like protein C. The transcript is spliced from 7 exons. Bases 24 to 743 code for a protein of 239 amino acids. NCBI's taxonomy places the organism in Eukaryota, Metazoa, Chordata, Actinopteri, Blenniiformes, Blenniidae. The record is from RefSeq and is a predicted model, not a curated record.